AUGGAUCCAUCAGAAAAUGCAGUAAUUUUAAAGAUGGUAAUUUCACUACAUACAAAUACCUCCAUUUACUGGAUUGGUCUGAAUGACACAUCUGGAACAUUUCUUCAUGCAUCAUGGAUUAGUAGCAAUCAUGCUAUCGGUAACUGGAUUCCUUGGGUGCCUAACUUCGUAGUUGAUACAACAAAAUUAUGCGCUGGAAGCAUACCAACACCAUCUACAUUAAAUUGGCUUAAUUUAAAUUGCUCCGAUCAGCACUUUUUCAUUUGUCAGCUAGAUUUAAGCACUCCCAACGAUUUGUCCAAUUCUACGUUUGCAUCCUAUAUUAUGUGGGGCUAUCCAUUACCUCCAGAUGAGAAUACUUGCAAACCACCCGAUUCUAGAUUUAGCAAUACCUGCUUCAGCUUUCAUAAGCAUUUGCUUACAUGGUCAUUAUCCAGGGAUUAUUGUGCCCUUGCUGGAAAGCAAUUAGUUCAAUUUGAAUCAAUGGAGAAAUUGCAAGCAAUAAAAUCACUUAUAACUUUCCAUACUGAAACAUGGAUAGGAUUAAUAAGCACUAUAGGAUAUCCAGUGCAAACAGAUGAUUUUUCCUGGAUAUUUCGAGAUCCCUAUAAUCCUUAUCCAACAUUUUCUAACUGGGAAAAAUUCGUUCCUGUCGACAUAUAUAAUCCCCAAACUGGUCUAUGUGUAACCAUGAAAAGUGAUUCCUUGAAAUGGAAUAACAGAAGAUGCACAUCUCUGUAUCCAUUCAUUUGUCAACAAGAAUUGGCAUGCCCUACUGGCUGGAGACAAUUUGAAGGAAAAUGCUAUAUGAUCGUUGAUACAGCAUAUUCUUCUUGGCAAGACGCGUUUGCUCAUUGCCAGCAAUAUAGUAGCGGUUUAGCUAUUAUAAGAAACAAAAAUGAACUGAAACUUAUCGAAAACUUUACUCUAUCAGUCAACAAGUCCAUAUGGAUAGCUUUAAAAGCAAAUCGUAGUAGUUUGCAAUGGAUCGAUAGGCAUACUCUAUUUAUUGAUAGGAUCCCAAGUCUACUAGAACUGUGCCUUGUGGGUUGUAUUGUUAAUGGAAAUAUUUCCUGGCGUCUAGAGGAAUGUUAUUUUGCUUAUAAUUAUUACCCAUUAUGUCAAAAAGCGGCAAAGACAAUACCCGCUCCUAUUCCCCAGGCGCUGCAGAAUUUGACAGCUGAUAAUAUCACCGAAUCCAUCGGGAAAUAUUAUUUUCCUACAUGUCCUUACAAUUGGAUGUACCACAAUAAGCAUUGCUACCGCCUGACUACUACCAUUGGUACCUAUUCACAAGGAGAAACUGAAUGUCAUAAAGGUAUAUUAGCCUAUCCGGCUAUUAUGAGCAUGAUUGAAACUGAAUUAGUUGUCAGCUCAUUGCUGCACGACGGAAAUGAAGCUUGGAUAGGAUUGCAAUUUCAGUCAAACACUUUUAAAUGGUAUGGAAAUAAAGCAGCUUAUAAUUAUAGCAACUGGGAUCUUAGCCAACCUAAUUUAUUACAAGAACAAAACUGUGCCGUUUUAAAGAGAACCGGUGCAGAUUCAGCUUACUGGUACCGCCGGCAGUGUAAUUCCACAUCUGCCACUCUAUGCGAAAAAGGUACUGUUCAUCUCUAUUGCCCAAAAUACUGGACUCUCAAUGGCUCUAGUUGUGUUAAAGUAACCUAUCUGUCCAUGAGUUUCUAUGAAGCACGUGGAUUAUGUGGCUAUCAUCGAUCAGAUCUGAUUACGCUAGCCUCUGCGUCUACGGAAAAUUUUAUCCUAGAUUUUUUAUCAGAUAAAGCUAGCCGUAAUUCGCUCGGAUUAUCUGAUCAAUCAUUUUGGAUUGGUUUAUAUAAAUCGAAUAACAUAUUUCGAUGGCUGCAAGAUGUUUCUGUACUGGAAAACUAUGAAAAAUUGGACAAUAACCCUGGUAAUUACUAUUAUCGAUGUGUUGCAUUGAAGUUUAGCUCUGUGAAUAAGACAUGGAUUUGGGCUAGAGUGGACUGCUUGAGCCAUCGAGCUUAUCCGAUAUGCAGAAAGAUCAUAGGCUCGCCAGCACAGCUAGCUGCAACAAGUUCAUUAGCCGCAUCAACUUCUAAAUUUUUCUCUUCUUAUUCCAAUACUAUAAACGAUUAUUAUGCUGAUUCCUACUCCCUAAAUGCAAAGUUUGAUGCUAUGAUAGAUAAUUAUGAUUAUAGUGACUAUGGCUACGAUGACUAUGAUGAUGUGGUUGAUAAUACUGGACUCUAUCUAGCACAAGCGUUAAAGCCAAAUCAGAGUUCUAUCCUAGUCUCCUAUUACAAUAAAAGAUUAGAAAGGCUUUCUGAUGACGAUAUUUACGUUGAUAUGAGAAGUAAACUGCAAGAUGCGCCUUUUAUGGAUGACUUUGAUUACCCUUUGAGUGUUAAUGUUCCUACAUCAGCAAUAUCCAAGGAAUUAAAUGGAAAAUUCCGCAUGGCGGUGGGAAUAUAUGAGACUAGAUCGAAUCAGAAGGCAAAUAGCUUACAACAGCAGCCAUUAAAGUAUACUAUUUCAUGCAGUAUCCGACCUCUCAUGAAAGGAAAGCUUAAGAAUCCCGUUGUUUUCAAUUUUAAAAUUAAUCAGAAUGAUAAUGCAAAACCAACAUGUGCCUACUGGAAAAAGAGUUUUUGGGCAACCGAUGGAUUAGAAAUGAAAAUACCUAAUGAGACAAUCGUGCAGUGUCUAUCUUAUCAUUUAACCAGUUUCUCUGUUCUGUUACAAUUUAAUAACUUUACGAAAAUUUUAAGUAUGAUGACCUACACUGGUUUAUCAAUGUCUUUGAUCUGUCUUAUGGUUACAUUUAUCACCUUCACUGCUUUUGGGCGAUUUCACAGCAUACGUGGUCUUGUACAUGCCAACUUGUCAGCAUCAAUGAUUAUUUCCACCAUUAUAUUUAUUAUUGGUAUUCAGUGGACAGAGCAUCGGAUAUUAUGCCAGUUUAUAGCAAUUAUCCUUCAAUUUUCGCUUCUGGCAUCUUUCACUUGGAUGUUAAUUGAAGGCAUAGUAACAUUUAAAAUGUCCGUCAACUGGCUAGAAAAACAAUCUUCCGUAGUUGCCUACAUAAUGAUUGGAUGGGGUAUACCAUGUGUUAUUGUUCUGAGCACUUUUCUUACUAAAAGCGAGUAUUAUGGGUCAUCGAAAUAUUGCUGGAUUGAACCUGGCAAUCAUCUAUUCUUGAUUUUUGGAAUUCCUGUUCUGGUCAUUAUAGGUAUGAACCUAAUCCUAAUGGCCCUAAUUACUAAAUCGUUAAUUGGAAUUCGUGCUGUUGCUAACAUGUCUAACUUACAGAAAGUUAGAGUAUCAUUUCGUGCCUCUGUCGCUUUGGUACCCUUACUAGGAAUUACUUGGACCUUGGGCUUUCUAUCAUUGAAUAACACCACACUUGUAUUUUCUUAUCUGUUUGUAAUCUUAAAUUCCUUACAGGGUGUUUCCUUAUUUUACUUUCACUGCUAUAAUUACAAGGGAGUUAAAAAAUUUUAUCUGAGUUGGUUUAAGCUAAGUAAAUUUCCAACAUCUUCCGUAAAGGUUUCAGAUACCGCUAGUAGAGGAAAUUUUAAGCGAGCAAAAUCUGCGUGGUCAAAUUAA
This is a messenger RNA of Trichoplax adhaerens, 3588 nucleotides long. RefSeq lists its product as uncharacterized. Gene Ontology annotation, biological process: adenylate cyclase-activating G protein-coupled receptor signaling pathway; cell surface receptor signaling pathway. The record is from RefSeq and is a predicted model, not a curated record. The coding region runs from base 1 to 3588 and encodes 1195 amino acids. The transcript is spliced from 24 exons. Gene Ontology annotation, molecular function: G protein-coupled receptor activity. NCBI's taxonomy places the organism in Eukaryota, Metazoa, Placozoa, Uniplacotomia, Trichoplacea, Trichoplacidae. Gene Ontology annotation, cellular component: membrane.